Engraulis encrasicolus (European anchovy) is the source of this 926-nucleotide messenger RNA. It is a transcript of the gene ccdc167, whose product is annotated as coiled-coil domain containing 167. The transcript is spliced from 4 exons. The coding region runs from base 294 to 602 and encodes 102 amino acids. NCBI's taxonomy places the organism in Eukaryota, Metazoa, Chordata, Actinopteri, Clupeiformes, Engraulidae. The record is from RefSeq and is a predicted model, not a curated record.
AGUGGUAAGGAAUAGUAUGUAGUGGAAUAGUAAUGGGCCUACAAAUAACAAAAAAGUACAGCAGUGUAUUAAAAUAAAACGCCACUGCACGGUCAACACAGUGCAGGUUCCAUGCGCACCCUCCUUCUCACUAGGCGGCGCUGUAUGCACUCUGGAUGUUUACGACGCGCCUCCCACGACGAAGUGCCUCCGGUCGAGACAUUUCCCUGCAGUAAAUUAAUUUAUGACUAGACAAGACAUUAUUUUGUCAGUGGGUUAAUGUAAAGUGUGUCAACAGCGAUUAUAGUGUAAGAAUGACCAAGCCAAAGGACAGAAGUCGGCCUAGAGAAAAGAUAAGUGUGGCCAGUGAGAUCGAUCGGGUCGAGGAGCGAAAAUUGCAGUGCAACAACCUUCUCGAGAGGGCAGAGUACCGUCGGAGGAAAGAAGAGCUGUCAGAUGAAGAUAGUAAACUUCUGGAGGAGGAGAUGAAUCAGAUGGCUGACAGAAUACAAAAAUAUGAUGAUGAACUGGAAGUGCUCAGACGGGAGAACCGGAGGAACAUGGUCUUGUCUGUUGCCCUGUUGGCCAUCAGCGCACUUUUCUACUACUCUUUCGUCUACUGAGGAAAAGACAGAUGUGGACAGUGUGUACAUAGAGCUGAACAUCUGCCAUUUUGACAUCCUCAUCACAUCUCCUGAUUGCCUUCAAUUGCUGACGUUGUGGUGUAUAACUACCACCACACACUUUAACAAACUGUUCCCAGUGCGGGAGCCUAUUCCAUGACCAUGGUUUAGUGAUAAUCCUGGCUGAGUUGACCAACAUGAAGCGUUAAAUCUAGUAAUAGGUAGUUUGCAGAGCCCAUUUACUACUUCAGGCCCUUCUAUUAGAUGAUUUACACUAUCUCCAGUGUCAAUUUAACCUGGAUUACAAUUGAAUGGUUUGGAUUA